Cynocephalus volans (Philippine flying lemur) is the source of this 1236-nucleotide messenger RNA. RefSeq names its product ring finger protein 212 (gene RNF212). NCBI's taxonomy places the organism in Eukaryota, Metazoa, Chordata, Mammalia, Dermoptera, Cynocephalidae. Gene Ontology annotation, cellular component: synaptonemal complex. The transcript is spliced from 13 exons. Gene Ontology annotation, biological process: homologous chromosome pairing at meiosis; protein sumoylation; reciprocal meiotic recombination. Gene Ontology annotation, molecular function: SUMO transferase activity. The coding region runs from base 1 to 1236 and encodes 411 amino acids. The record is from RefSeq and is a predicted model, not a curated record.
AUGGCCAGCUGGGUGUUCUGUAACCGCUGCUUCCAGCCGCCUGGCCAGGCGUCGUGUUUCAGCCUGACCAGCUGCGGGCACGUGUACUGCGAGGCCUGCCUCAGCAAAGGUAAAAAGGAUGAAUGCUUGAUUUGUAAAGUUCCUUGCCAUACAGUUUUACUUUCAAAACAUACAAGCUCAGAGAUUCAGGCAUUCUUUAUGGGCAUAGAUGAUCUGUGUAAGAAGUACUCCAGAGAAACCUCCCAGAUUUCAGAAUUUCAAGAAAAACACAGGAAGAGAUUGUUAGCCUUCUAUAGAGAAAAGAUCUCCACGUUGGAAGAGUCUCUUAGGACAUCAAGGCUGCAGAUGGAAGAGCUGCAAAGUAUGAGAUCGUCACAACAAGCAGCUUUCAGCACAAUAAGACAGUCACUUUCAACUCCUUCCGAAAAACCAGGGGGACGCCUGUGGCAGCCACUCAGCUCCGUGGGCCCUGACAGAGUGGAGUCGAUGGACGUCGAUCUUCCUGCUUCCCUGGCGAGAAGACCUGAGAUAGCCACUGGCCCUACAAGAAUCUCUUUGAUUAGUCCACCCCAAGAUGGACGCAUGGGCAGUGUCUCCCACUGGGGCCCUCAGCAUCUCAGCCUGACGCCAAGUCAGACGAGUGUGUCCAGUGCUCUCAGGAUUCCACCACUGCACAUCCCCUACAAGGGACUGUCACAGACUCCGACAUCCCAGCUAGCAGGCAGAGUGAGCAGGGGGGGUUCUCCCUGCCCCGGCAGCUCCCAGGCUGGGCCGCCCUCCCAGGCCCCAGCACCCAGGCAGCCAAUCAGCAUCCCGGACCUAAUGCGGAGGCAGUGUUCAGACUUGGCCCUGGGAACCCAGGAGCUGGUGAGAGGGCAGGAGGAGGGUCGGCAGCCUGGUCAGGAGACCCCGCAGCCCCUGCAGAUUGAGUUGUAUUGGGGGAACAAUUGGAAAGCCCCAGAACCAGCAGGAAGUUCAAGGAGGAGCCAGGCUCAGGAAGCGCCCCACGGCUGCCCAGCUUGGCCUGAGUGCUCGCUGGCCAACCCUGCCUCUGCAUCGGCCCUCCAGGCUCAAGUGUCCACCCACCACCUGGCCCGGGAGGUGCCUGUGCCCCCAGCCAGCGUCCAGGGGCGGUGCCCUGAUGCUCACCCGACCUGGACCCCCAAGUUCAGUGGAGCUUGGGCUGGUAGUCCGAGGGCACAAAGCCCACUCCCCAGGCAUGUGUGUGGCCGUUGA